Coniosporium apollinis CBS 100218 is the source of this 963-nucleotide messenger RNA. RefSeq lists its product as uncharacterized. Bases 1 to 963 code for a protein of 320 amino acids. The record is from RefSeq and is a predicted model, not a curated record. The transcript has 3 exons. Lineage: Eukaryota; Fungi; Ascomycota; Dothideomycetes.
AUGGACGCCCUCCUCGCCGCUCUGGGCGACGAGAUAUCCGACCACAACGAAGAAGCCUUCCUCGUGUUCUCGCAACCCAUCCCGUCUUCCAACCUCGGGUUCGUCGACUCAAAGGCCCAGGUGCUCGAGCUCCGCGUCGCGGGCAGAGACCUCACGAUCCACCAGUCGCCGGCCGUGCUGGCGUCGAAUCGCGCCGAGGGGACGACAGGUGCAGUUGUGUGGAAAGUGACGCCGCAGUUCGCGGAAUGGAUCGCCUCGGGCUCGAACAUGCUCUUCCAGACCGGCGUCCUCGGCCGCGACGCCACCGUCCUGGAGCUGGGCUGCGGCGUCUCUGGCGUCGUCGGCCUGGCGCUGGCCUCUAAGAUAGAACGGUACAUCGCUACGGACCAGGACUACGUCUUGAAGCUGCUUCGGCAGAACAUCGCUGAGAACUCGCCUUCACCUACUUCUACUACCAAGGGGGGCAACAGGCGCGGUAAGCCGAAGCGUCAGCACGGGCCCGGCAGCGAGACUACCGCCGCCGCGAAUAUAGACGCACUGGCACUCGACUGGGAGGAAGACGACCUCAACGCUCUCCCCGCCUUGCUGGGCCAGAGUCCUCAGUCCCCGGAGCGCGGUCUAGACGCCGUCAUAGCCUGCGAUUGCAUCUACAACGACGCGCUCAUCCACCCCCUCGUGAACACCUGCGCCGAACUCUGCACGCUCAGGUUCAACAGCGAUCUCGAGAACGACGACGGGAGUGAGAAGCCUACGGUCUGCAUCGUUGCGCAGCAAUUGCGCUCCGCAGAAGUCUUCGAGGCGUGGCUGGAGGCGUUCAUGGGGCGGUUUAGGGUGUGGAGGGUGCCGGAUAGGUUACUGACGGAAGGGCUAAGGGAGGGGAAGGGGUUUGUGGUGCAUGUUGGUGUUUUGAGGUCAUGCAUCGUGGGUGGACGAAAAGUACUGAAUUGGCGAGUCGAGCGAUAG